CGAAUGCAAUGGUCCGGGACAUUAAUUUGAGGACUUUUAUUUGACUUCAAGACUGAGACUAUGAUCUAUAAUCAUAGUCCCUUGUUGUCUUCUAACAGUUUGGGAAACUAAGGGACUGGACGAAAACAAAAGGGCGCCAGUGCAUGAGACUAAGCCUGGGGCCCGUUUCUCGAAAGUCCCGGGAACUUUUCGGGCCCGCAAAGCCACUUUUGGUUAAUCUCUUAUCUGCAUCCAUAGUUAAUGGAGGGUCCCCUCCAUUAAUUAUGCUGUAUCUAAAAAUAGAGAGGUGUAUACGCCUGAAACUUCUUUUAUGAAGGGAACCUCUGUUGAUAUUACCAAUACAGGAGCUAAUCAAUGAUAAUGAGCUCCUGACCAAUAUGUGAAAAAAAAAAAAAAAAAAGAAAGAAAAAAGAAAGAAAGAAAAGAAAAAGCGCUUGGGUUCCGGGUGCUAUAACUUUUCGGGAGGCCAAGGAGAGAUCUGAUUUUAUCUCCAGGGAGGGGUUAAAUUAACACGCGUCAUCAUCAAAUCGAGGCAACGGCAGUCGUACGCCAACAAACUCUUUCUACUGUUUUUUGCUAACAAUGUCACUUUUAGCGAUAAAGUACCAACGUGGACAUCUUGAAAUCUUAAACCAACUUGUCCUGCCUCACAAGUCAGUUUACGAGGAAAUAAGAGGCGUCGAAGAUGGCUGGCAAGCGAUAAAGACAAUGAAGGUUCGUGGAGCUCCUGCAAUUGCAAUUGUUGGCUCAUUGAGUUUAGCGAUAGAGAUUCUACCAAGGUCAUUUAGUUCUACAGAGGAACUGGAAAACUUUGUAACAGAGAAAUUACAGUAUCUUAUGAAGGCAAGACCGACAGCUGUGAACAUUAUGGAAGCCUCCAAGCAUCUGAUAUCAUUUGUCAAGGAUUUAUCAUUAAAAGCAAAGGAUACUGAAACUGUCAAGAUGGAAUUGAUUAAAGAAAUUGAAGGGAUGCUGGCAAAAGAUAUAAGUGAUAACAAAGCUAUCGGGAGGUUUGGAGCAGCACAUGUGUUGCAACAAGUAGGUGUUGAUAAGCUGAAGGUCCUCACUCACUGUAACACUGGCUCACUAGCAACAGCUGGCUAUGGAACUGCUUUAGGGGUAAUUAGAAGCUUAUCAGAACAAAAUCAUCUUGAUCAUGUGUUCUGCACUGAAACCAGGCCGUACAACCAAGGAUCAAGAUUAACAGCAUAUGAGCUAGUUUCUGACAAGAUUCCUGCUACUUUAGUAGCAGACUCAAUGGUAUCAGUGCUCAUGAAAACAAAAGGAAUACAUGCAGUUGUUGUGGGUGCUGACAGAGUGGUUGCCAAUGGUGACACAGCAAAUAAGGUUGGAACAUAUCAGAUAGCUAUAGCUGCAAAACACCAUGGGGUUCCAUUUUAUAUUGCCGCACCAUCCACUACUGUAGACUUGACUCUGGAGAAGGGCAGUGACAUUGUGAUUGAGGAGAGACCAGCAGAAGAACUGACAACUGUAGCUGGAGUUCGCAUUGCAGCUCCUGCGAUUGGUUGCUGGAAUCCAGCUUUCGAUGUCACUCCAGCAGAACUGAUUACAGGGGGCAUUGUCACAGAAUAUGGUGUGUUUAAACCUUCUGAACUUAAGAUGGGGUUACAAGAGAAAUGUCAAUAGCUAAGUAAUGUAAGUAAUUGGAAAACAAAUUGUACAAUAAUCACUCAAGACACCUCAGGAACACAACUACUAGUACAGUACCUGGUAUGCCUGAUGAGAGUGGUGUCCACUGACAAUACAGCUUCAGACCACAAGCAAUCUCUGUUUUUCACAAGUCUGCAAUGUUACCAAAAUAGACAAAUGGAAAUGCAUCUACAUUUACUCAGUUCUUAUUAAUUUAAUUACAAGGCUUUCCUGCUCACUUAUGCGACUCAUCAUGUUAUGUUGAGAAAUACCUGUGCUGGACAGAGGUUGCUCAUAGUCUUGGUAGUUGAGACCAAGUUUGGGAUAUUGUUUCUGGUGUGAUACAUGUAGUUUCAGUAACAAUUCUUCAUUAACUAGGUUUGACAGUAAAAAUUAUGUGAGUUUUUGUCAUUUUGAUAUCAAUUCUAGUUUGUUGAAAAAUCCAUAUCACUUGAAUUACACAAUCUUUCCACACAGUAGUUUGUUUACAUGCAAGGAAUGUUCAUCUGAUUUAAUUUAUUUUUAUAAUAAACCAAUUAUUGGAUGAUGGUUUUUGUGAUAUCAAGAAUAAUCACAGUCGAGGUAGGGGAUAUCAGCCAAAGGCUGAGGCCAAUAACUCUUACCAAGACCUUGAUUAUUCUGGAUAUCACAAAAACCACAUCUAAUAAUUGUUUUAUUAUACAUUGAAC
Orbicella faveolata is the source of this 2339-nucleotide messenger RNA. RefSeq names its product methylthioribose-1-phosphate isomerase-like. Gene Ontology annotation, molecular function: S-methyl-5-thioribose-1-phosphate isomerase activity. NCBI's taxonomy places the organism in Eukaryota, Metazoa, Cnidaria, Anthozoa, Scleractinia, Merulinidae. The record is from RefSeq and is a predicted model, not a curated record.